CCUCCAGGCAAUAUCUAUCACUGAUCCUUUAAAAUUAAGACUAUUUAUUCUUGGUCAAAAUUUUACGUUACCUUGCUUUCUUUUAUUCUCUCAAAAUUAUACUUCAAUUAAAUUCCCCGAAAUGAUUUCCAUGGACCCCAACAAUGAGGAGGCGUAUUCCAUCGUGGUCUUCGGAGCCUCAGGCGGAUUGGCCAAAAAGAAAGUGUUUCCGGCGCUUUGGGCUCUCUUCCGGGAGAAUCGGAUGCCCCAGGGCACCAAAAUAUUUACCUUCACCCGGUCCCCGCUGCAGACAAAAACGUACCGGCUGCAGAUUCUUCCUUACAUGGAGCUGGACAAGCAUCGGGACCCCACGAAGUACAACCUCUUUUGGACGACCGUGCACUGUGUGCAGGGCGAGUACGACAAGCCGGAGCACUACGUGGCGCUCACGGAGGCGAUGGUCCACCAGGAGACAAAGCACAAUCAGGUGCGCGCGAAUCGGAUCUUCUACCUGGCGCUGCCACCGAUCGUGUUCGAUCAGGUGACCCUCAAUGUCAGUCGAAAGUGCAGCUCGACCACGGGCUGGAACCGAAUCAUAGUGGAGAAGCCCUUCGCACGGGACGACAUCUCCUACAAGGCCUUCCAGACCUCGCUGUGCAACUGCUUCCGGGAGUCGCAGAUUUACCUGAUGGACCACCUCCUCAGCCGGCAGGUGAUGCAGAACUUCUUUGCGCUGCGCUACUCGAACCACUUGUGGGGCGAGACCCUGAACCAUCGCCACGUGGCGGCGGUGAUGAUAUCCGUAAAGUGUGAGCUGCCGGUGUCGGUGAAUCGGGCAGACUACUUUAAUCAGUUCGGCAUUAUUCGCGACGUGAUGACUAACCACAUGAUCCAGGUGCUGGCCAUGUUGGCUAUGGAUCAGCCGUACGCCAACACUGCUGACGACCUGCGCGCCGAACGGCUGAAGAUUCUUCGCCAGGUGCUAACUCCCAACAUAGGCGAUGUCGUCUUGGCCCAAUACCGCAACAACCGGCGGGAGAGUGAACCCGCGAAGUGCGGCUACACGGAGCACACCUACAUCCCGAAGGACUCCUUUACGCCCACAUUCGCUCUGGUGGUGCUGCACAUCAACAACCGCCGUUGGUCCGGAGUACCAUUCAUCCUGCGGGCGGGAAAGGCCUUGAACGACACAAAGUCGGAGGUGCGUAUCCAGUACAAGGCGGUGGACUGCGAAACCUUCCCCAGCGACAGUACUGACAUUCGAAACGAGCUGGUCCUGCGAUCCUUCCCCACGGAAGAGGUCUUUAUGCGCAUGCGACUGAAGCGGCAGGGCGAGGAUAUCUGCCUUCGGGAGAGCGAGAUCAACCUGCGAGUGGAUGAUCGGGGACCGAAGGGACUCCAAGGACUGCCCGGCUACCUGCUCAACGUGUUCCAAGGCGACCAGACGCUCUUCAUGCGCUCCGAUGAGCAGUGCGAGAUUUGGCGCAUAUUCUCACCCGUCCUAAACACCAUCGAUUCGGAUCGUCCCCGCCCGUUGCACUAUGACUUUGGAUCACGGGGUCCUUUGCUGGCCUAUCGCAAGGCCGAGCGCGCGGGCUUCGUCUUCUUUGCCACGGACGAGUGGCAUCAGAGCGAAGAGACGUUAGAAUAUACGGUCAAGAAGAGCAAGCAGCUAAUCGGACCCCACACCGCCCUCAAGCCAGUAAGGGAUCCUCGGUCCAAGAGGCCGAGCUCCAAUCCUUAGGCGUAAUGAUAGUUAAAGCUUCAACGAAAGUUUUUUAAUUAAACAAGUGCAGUCUGCUGUGUUGCACCAGCUGGCCAUCACUUCACCUUGGCUGCCCAGUCCAACCCUUCACCGCUGUCCGUUCCAUUCGGUUCUACUCCGUUCCGUGCUGCCAUUGUUGCAGUUGUUGCCCAUGUGGCCCAUGUUGCCGGUGAGGAUUUCGCCAAGAGGGGCGUAAACAACACGCAUGCCUUGGCCAUUGUCCUUUGCAGAAAGGAGUGCGAGGCACUAGAGUCUAUGGUAACUACGAAAUUCUCUAUCAAAUUUAUAUCUACUUAUAUUUGUACAUA
This is a messenger RNA of Drosophila sechellia, 2052 nucleotides long. RefSeq names its product glucose-6-phosphate 1-dehydrogenase. NCBI's taxonomy places the organism in Eukaryota, Metazoa, Arthropoda, Insecta, Diptera, Drosophilidae. Gene Ontology annotation, biological process: glucose metabolic process; pentose-phosphate shunt, oxidative branch. Bases 122 to 1723 code for a protein of 533 amino acids. The transcript has a single exon. Gene Ontology annotation, cellular component: cytosol. The record is from RefSeq and is a predicted model, not a curated record. Gene Ontology annotation, molecular function: glucose-6-phosphate dehydrogenase activity; NADP binding.